Molecule: messenger RNA, 2549 nt
Organism: Malania oleifera
Lineage: Eukaryota; Viridiplantae; Streptophyta; Magnoliopsida; Santalales; Ximeniaceae
Product: long-chain-alcohol oxidase FAO1
Exons: 3
Coding region: 72-2333 (753 amino acids)
Molecular function (GO): long-chain-alcohol oxidase activity; flavin adenine dinucleotide binding
Source: RefSeq, a predicted model, not a curated record
UGCCAUAUAAGCUCAAUACACGCAUUAAGACACAUACACACACACACACACACACACACAGAAACCGAGAGAUGAGGAUGAGAGAGUGCCAUCCUUUGUUGAGAGGUGGAAGGAGAGAGAGCAAAUAUAAUCAUGGGUUCUCUUCAUCUGAGAUGCAAUCACUUGCAGCCAUAUGUGAGACAAUCUUCCCAUCCUUACCCCCAGAUCCCCAAGAGGUUAAUGGAAGAGAAAGCCAACCCAGCAGCAGCAAGAGCAAGGCCAUCCACUCCUUCUACAAAGCUUCUGGAUCUCAAAACCCAAUGCCUGAUGAGGUGGCAGAGCUCAUUAAGAAGAAGUUAUUGUUGGAAGCAUUGAUCUUGGUGAGAGUAGUGCUGUGGGUAUUAUCCACCAGAUUGGGGACACUACUGGUUUGUGGCUCGCAGAGUUUUGGGGAGAAAUGGCCUUUCAUAAACAAAUUCUCAGAGAUGAGGAGGGAGAAGAGGGAGAGGGUUCUGCAGAGAUGGCUUAGGAGCAGCUUUUUGACUCCCAUCAGAGUAGUGUUUGCUCUUGCCAAAUUUGCAUUUCUCUACAUCUACUGCACUCGGACUAAUGAGGAUUCAGAAAACCCAGCAUGGGAAGCCAUGGAUUACAAAGUGUUCGCUAAUGAAAACCUGUCUAGAUUGCGGAAAGAGAGGCCCCUUCAGAAUGGAAUGGUAGAGACCAUGUAUGAAACUGAUUCAACCAUCCUCCAAUCCCUGAUCCAGAAAGGCCUCAAAGUCGUUGAAGAUACCCAAAGAAACCUCUAUAAGAUCAAAUGUGAUGUAGCAAUUGUUGGUAGUGGGUGCGGUGGAGGUGUUGCAGCUGCUGUUCUUGCAGGUUCUGGCCAGAAGGUGGUGGUUCUCGAGAAAGGAAAUUAUUUUUCUCCAGCAGAUUAUUCUUCUUUGGAAGGACCAUCUUUUAAUCAGCUCUAUGAACUAGGAGGCAUCAUUCCAACUACUGAUGCUAAAGUGAUGAUUCUAGCAGGAUCAACACUAGGUGGAGGAUCUGCUAUAAACUGGUCUGCGUCCAUCAAAACACCUGAGUCUGUGCUCUGGGAAUGGGUUGAGAACCACAAGAUCCCACUCUUUGGGAGCUCCCAAUAUUUAUCAGCCAUGGAUACUGUGUGUGAAAGAAUCGGUGUAACAGAGGAUUGUGCAGAAGAGGGAUUCCAAAAUCAAGUCCUUCGUAAAGGCUGUGAAAAUCUUGGCUUCAAAGUUGACAAGGUGCCAAGGAAUUCUUCAGAGAAUCAUUAUUGUGGUUCUUGUUGUUAUGGUUGUCCAACGGGGGACAAAAAGGGGACUGAUUCCACUUGGCUGGUUGAUGCUGUACGCCAUGGUGCAGUGAUCCUAACAGGGUGUAAAGCUCAAAAUUUCAUAUUAGAAAAUAAUAAGCACAGAAAGAUACGUGGAAAGAAAUGCUUGGGAGUCAUUGCAAAAUCUUUAAAUGACAACAUCAAGAGACUGCAAAUUGAGGCCAAAAUAACGAUUUCUGCAUGUGGAUCUCUCUCGACACCUCCUCUAAUGAUUUCUAGUGGGUUGAAAAACCAUAACAUUGGAAAAAACCUCCAUCUCCACCCUGUAUUACUGGCUUGGGGAUACUUUCCAGAGUCAGUCACAGAGCUCAAAGGAAAAUCCUUCGAGGGGGGAAUAAUCACAUCGGUCCAUAAGGUGGAGUCAGAGAGCUCCAAUGCAAGAGCAAUCAUAGAAGCUCCUGCACUAGGGCCAGGAUCAUUUGCUGCAUUAAAUCCUUGGGAGUCUGGGCUUGACAUAAAGAGAAGAGUUGUGAAGUAUGCAAGAACAGCACACUUGUUCUCAAUGGUCAGGGAUCAGGGAUCCGGAAAAGUUACUGUGGAAGGAAGGAUAACCUAUAAAUUAGAUGCAAUUGACAAAGAAAAUAUGAAGGCAGGGCUGCGACAGGCAUUGAGGAUUUUGGUAGCAGCAGGAGCUGUAGAGGUGGGCACCCAUCAAAGUGAUGGGCAAAGAAUCCAAAGUAAAGGGGUUAGUGAACAAGAAUUGGAGGAGUUUCUGGAAACAGUCUUUGCAGCUGAAGGACCACUGUCGCAGACGGAGAAAUGGACAACAUAUUGCUCUGCACAUCAGAUGGGGAGUUGCAGGAUGGGUAUCGAUGAAAAUGAAGGUGCAGUUGAUGUGAAUGCAGAGAGUUGGGAGGCCGAAGGUCUCUAUGUCUGUGAUGGCAGCGUUCUGCCCAGUGCUGUUGGUGUCAAUCCCAUGAUCACCAUCCAGUCAACUGCUUAUUGCCUCUCAAAAAAGAUAGCAGAGUCAUUAAGAAAUGAAGACGUCACUAAGAUAAGUUGAUUCCUAUUCUUUCACCCCUCUUCUCUCUUUUGCAUAAUCAAUUUGAGUGCAGGAGUUCAAAAAAAAAAAAAAAACAAAUUGCAAUGUGAUCUCUACUAGAGGAUUUGUUUAGCAAGCAGUGUGCAUUCAACUUUAUUAUACUAACAGGAAUCUUAGAUAUUUUUAUUUAUAUGCAAGGGCAAGGUAUAAAGCAAGGGAAAUUUAAAGUUAUAAACA